AUGGACUCCGUCGAAUUUAUUCUCCAACUUCUAUCCACCAUCUUUGCUGUACUCGGGAUCCUCGUCACCAUUGGCGGUACAGACACAAGAUGGUCCAUAGCAGCUGUUCUGUAUCGACGACUGUGCAGAGAAGACAUCGACUGGGAAGCUGAGAGGAGGAGAUGGCAAGACACCUACCGUAUCGACAUGGAGAGACAACCGCCUCAGUCCAACGUUCCUUUCGCACCACCACGCAGCUGGUGCAACGCAUCAGAUGCCACUAUUGUCACCCAUCGCCGCACCAUCCUCGAACCCGAACACAACGAGGACAUUGGCAACCCUCUCCAACGCUGUUCCACCUUGACGCAAACAAAGUCCAAGCAGCGGUCAGAACUUGUGGAAAAGACGAUACCUAUAACCAGUGUCACUCACCUUGAGAGACAGGCAUCGGACCAUCAGGACACCCCUACCAAGUCACAGCAUGUUCGCUAUGUCAGAAAAGUAACGCGACCACACCCCAUCGUGCGUUCACAUGGACGGGAAAGCAGAAGAUGGUCGACAGCUACGAGCAAAGAUUCUGUAAACAUCAGUGAGGUCUGCAAUGCCAUGGUGUAG
Molecule: messenger RNA, 594 nt
Organism: Macroventuria anomochaeta
Lineage: Eukaryota; Fungi; Ascomycota; Dothideomycetes; Pleosporales; Didymellaceae
Exons: 2
Coding region: 1-594 (197 amino acids)
Source: RefSeq, a predicted model, not a curated record